This is a messenger RNA of Striga asiatica, 2848 nucleotides long. The record is from the annotation of a GenBank genome assembly. Lineage: Eukaryota; Viridiplantae; Streptophyta; Magnoliopsida; Lamiales; Orobanchaceae.
AUGAGCUCGGCUCAGCCUGGACAGGGAACCGACUUCACAACUGGUGUGGCAACGGACUUCUUAGAAACCAAGGUUCCAUUCCGAGACCGAGAUCAAAAGACAACAAGAACAGGCAUCAAGGCCUGGCAACAGCCAGGGCGCCAGUCCGCCGGAAGAACCAACAUGAUGCCGGCGAUACCUGACUUUGCUGCUUUGUUCCAAAACCCAGAGUUUGUGAAGGGUUUCUCCACCCUCAUGGCUCAAACCUUGCCAGGAAUCUCCUUGCUUGCUCUUGGACAAUCAAUUGCUACAGUAAUGACGGGGAUGAUCCCCAAAGUCCUCAACGAGAUUCGCUUCUUCCCGAGCUACGCUCACCAUGUGACGAUCAGCGACAAUUGCGGAGAAAUGCUUCGCGAUGUGCAGGGGUUUGGGCCCGAUCCCAAUUCGGGCCGGGCCUUCCGGAAGAAAUCCGGCAUCCCGAGGAAUGCACGCCUCGUGCUAGGCGUGGCCGGGCUGCUCGUCAAGGAUAAAGGCCACCCUUUGCUAUAUGAGGCUUUUUCCGCUCUUCAGGCCGAAAGACCCGACGUGUAUUUGAUCGUGGCUGGGUCCGAGCCUUGGCAUCUUAGGACAUUCCAGCUCAAAACGGAUCAGGGUUCGCCCAAAUUCGAACAUUACCAAAACUCGAGGGAUGUUGACUUGAAGGACCAAAACGCAACUCUCCCAUCCACAACCUCAGCAAGUGGCCCAAAGAUUUCCAUGUUUGCAAAGAAAUCUGGAUUUGUCAUCCCAAAAAAUAAGCUAUCAGGUUCUCUGGUUCCUAUACAUCGAGGAACUAAAAAUGGCGAUGCUGAAUUGGUGAGAGAGGAAGCUACUAAUCAGGUGGCCAGGAAAACCAAAUGGGGACCUGAUUUAACUCUAGAUACCUGUGUUCGGAAAGGGAGGGCCUUGGCGUAUCAGACUCGGAUCAACCAAAUAUCAGAACAACUGACCCUAGGGACAACGGAACUUGAAAGGCAUUGCGACUCAUUAUCUAUGUCAGACCAUCAGUUUAGCAAAGAGGAAUCAGAUUUGCUGGAACUUGAAAGGCGUGAAAUAAUUGGUGAAGUACUAAAGUUAAACCCAGCAUAUAAGGCUCCUGCUGAUUACAAACCUCUGCUAAAAGAAGCGAAAGUUCCAAUUCCUAUAAAAGAGCAUCCUGGGUACAAUUUCAUUGGCUUGGUAUUUGGUCCUGCUAAUGAUACUCAAAAGAGACUGGAAAAGGAAACAGGAGCUAAAAUACAAGUUUAUGGGAUAAAAUCAGAUGCGAGAGGGAAGGUCGAGAUUACUCCUACUGAUGGAAAAGAAAUCGACAAUGUGUACCAGGAUCUCUAUGUACAGGUGUCAGCCGACACAUUCGAAAAAAUUGAUGCAGCUGUGGCUUUGAUUGAACUGUUACUCACAACAGUUUCGGUGAAUCCCGUGCCAUCUUCGACUACACCGACCUCAGUUCCCGACACUAUGAAUACAAAUCAGAAAAUUCCCUCCCCUAUCAUAUCACCUGCAUCAACAAACCAAGGAACAACUCAGCCACCACCUCCACAAGUACAAUUACCACAAUACCCUCAACAAUGGAUUCCUCCAAAUCAAGCUCCCUUAAUCAGCAACAUUACUCACACAGCAACCAUGCCUUCGCAAUUCGCGAUCCGACCAGCCAUAGCAUCAAGUUUUAGUCCCGUCAUGCAAAACCCUUCUGCUUUUCCUUCCAGACCUCAGACAGCUGUACAGCCACCGUAUAUGCCUCUCGGCCAAACAGAAGGGCCUAGAAAUAAUAUUCCUGGGCCAUCCCUAUCUGGGCCUAGAAAUAUUCCUACUGGGCCACAGUUUGGCCCGCCCCAGCCCGAAACUAUACACUUUAGAAUUCAACCCUCUGUGGCCCAACCGAUUCGUCCUGGAGCUUUCCCUCAAUCUUCAGCACCAAAUUCUAUCUUCAGAGAUUCUCAGAGUUUUGAUACUGUAAAACCUAGUCCGAGUUCUGGCGAUUUCACUUUUCAGCCCCACAAUCGGCCGCCAAAUGCAGCUUCUCAGGUUUGGCAAAGCAAUUUGAGGCCAGAGAUGGGUAAUUUGAACCCCUCGUUUGUUCAGAGCUUCCGUGGGCGUCAGAUUAAUCAUCCGAGGGCUCAGAUUGAAAUGAACUUUGCUGUAAAUAGGGCUGCGCCUCAUCAAUCUACUCACCUGAUGAUGCCUACAGCUUCACAUAUGCAACCGAGGAAUUUUAUCAAUCAGCCCCACAUGAAUAACAGGCCUGGACCUUUUCCAAUGAGACCGAUGCAGAUUUUGGAAAAUCCGGUCAGGCCACAACAUAGGUUUUCUUCAAGUCCAUAUCAGCAUUUUGGGAGCCAACAUGGAAGACCGUUUUCUGGGUCAUCUGGUGGCCAGCAAGUGUAUGAUCCUUUCUCUCCUACUUCGGUGCCGCCUUUUAAUAUUCCUCAAAUGCGUGGUAAUAUGAGGGGACACGGUGAGAGUGAUCCAGAGUAUGAGGACCUCAUGGCUUCUGUUGGUGUUCAAUGAAAAUAUGUAGAGAAUAAAUGAGUGCUGUUAAUUUUUUGAAAUUCGCAUGUGUUGUUGUUCCCAAGUGAUUUUUAGGCGGUGUUUGUUGAGGUGUGUACUAUCUUGGGUUAGUGAAAUGUAGAUAGGAUUUUUUCUCAGCGUGUUGAGCCUUGAUGGCAGGUAAAGAGUAUGCUUCUUGAUUAGUAUUGUAAUACCUCGGUGUUUCUGCUAAACUUGGUAAUGUCUCAGCUGAUUCCAGCUCUUUUAUCAUGUUGAACACAUAGAUUGAUCAUUUGCUUACCGGGGUUACUGAGCUGAUUCUAGUUAUUUAAUCAAAUUGCAC